This is a messenger RNA of Haemonchus placei, 627 nucleotides long. The record is from the annotation of a GenBank genome assembly. Lineage: Eukaryota; Metazoa; Nematoda; Chromadorea; Rhabditida; Trichostrongylidae.
AUGGAUGUCCAUCUUCGAUACAAGGUGCCUGAUGGUUUGCGACCAUUGUUGGAAGCAUUGGCGAGGGAGACGUUACGAUCGCAACCAAAGGAUAUCGUUCGAUUUGCUCAGCUAUUCUUCGAAGAGCUACAACAUCAUAGGAAAAGUAAUCCCAAUACUGACAUCAUUAGCGACCCAGUAGCCUAUGAAAUGUUUCGCACAGAUCUUCAAAGACGAUACAGUAAUGAUGACCACUCGGAGCGUUGUGCUAGCCCUCUAGAUGAAGCUGCAACGAAGAUUCAAGCUGCUUUCCGGGGACAUUGUGUUCGCACACAUCCGGAGAAAUUUGGUGUGACUAAAGUGAUCUCGAGGACCCAUUCUAGUGAUAAGAUGGAGUCACUGAAUAAUAAGAAAGAUUUGAAACGCCAUUCCGUGGGAGGGUAUGCUAUUAACGCGGAUUCUCCUGAAGACCGAGCUGCAACGAAAAUCCAAGCGGAAAUUCGUGGAUUCCUUGCCAGGAAACAUGUCGAAAAGAUGAAAAAGGAGGACACGCAGGCUGCGACAAAAAUUCAAGCACAUAUCAGGUACUUCAACCUCAGUUCAUCAUAUUUCAUGCAUAGUAUCGAUUACGAAACAAAUAUGCACUAG